UUUUCCUCUUUUAAAUCCUACUUAACCUUGCUAUAUUAUCAUCAUUGUCGUUAUUAUCAUUUCAUCCCUGAAUUAUCAAGUUCCAAUUUCUCCUUUUACUUUCUCGUUUCUCGAUAAUUUCUGAUUGGUUGCUUAGAGAGCAAAGGAAACACAAAGAAAAGAAAAGGAAGAGCCUUUUUUUUAUUGUCUUUUUUAACUUCGUUCUUCGUUUUGUUUUGAUUCCUCUUUUUACCAUUUCGUUUUCUCGUGUUCAUCGAUUUUCAACACGAGAGCUAGGGUUUCUUUAAGAACUUAAGAGAUGGAGCCUUUAUAUGCAAAACUUUACGAUAAAUAUGACAAGCUCAAGAAGAGAAAACUAUCUGAAAUGGAUGAAAUAAAUAGAGAUCAAGAAGAGAAAUUCUUAAGUUAUGUGGCUGUGGCAGAGGAGUUGAUACAGCACUUGAAGAGUGAAAAUAACAAGUUGCAUGCAGAAGUUAAUGAGCUGAGAAGUGAAGUGGCCUCCGUAAUAUCCAGCAAGGACAAGCAAUGUGCAGACUAUCAAAAGCUUUUGAUUGAAGAGAAUCAGAAGAAUAAAGCACUUUCUGAAGAAGUUAACAGGCUGCAAAAUCUGCAUCAAGAAGGACAUGUGAAGGGUGGCAAAAGAGAUAAUAUACCAAUAAUCUCUCCUGGAAGUGCACAAGUUGCAUCAGAAAAGGUUUUUGGUAGCCCCACUCAAAUGAUGCCGAGAAAGCGUAGCAGGAAAUCUGCCACUGAGACAGAAGACAGUAUGAUCACUCCUGGUUCAGCUAACUGCAAUGUUACCACAUUGAGUGCAUUGGCAGAAGACUUAUCUGGGAAUGCUUCAUCUCGUGAGGUUCUUAUGCAUGUUCAGCUACCGGAAUGCUGUAAAGGCAGUCUAGGUGCCAAUGCCCCUGCUAGUGAUAACUGUCUGUUUCAAGCUCUUAUUGAGUGCUUAGUGGGCAUGAAAAUAUCCGCUGUUAAUAAAACCGAAGGACUGUGCAUUUCAGCUCUGCAUCAAUCAAGUGGUUACUCAUUCAGCCUAACAUGGAUAAACAGAGCAGCUGGGGAGGAAUCAGAGUUGCUGUACCGUGUAUCAUCAUUAGGGACAUUUGAGAGAGUGGCGCCGGAGUGGAUGAGGGAUGUCAUUAUGUUCAGCACGAACAUGUGCCCUGUUUUCUUUGAGAGGGUAGCUCGGGUAAUCAAAUUCCACUGCUAAGCAUUUCUCUUUCCCUAUUGGCUUUGUCAAUUGACAGUAGUGAUGUUAACUGUACUCCCUUCUCUCUUCGCCUCCCUCGACUUUUUUUUUUAAAUUUUUUUGUGAGCAUAUAUAUGUGAAAUAGAUCUGUAUAUCAUUGGUGAUAACAAGCAGUUAUUUCCUGCACAAUGGUAAGUGGUAACUAAAUUGAUUUUUCCU
Durio zibethinus is the source of this 1414-nucleotide messenger RNA. RefSeq names its product titan9 (gene TTN9). Gene Ontology annotation, biological process: developmental process involved in reproduction. Lineage: Eukaryota; Viridiplantae; Streptophyta; Magnoliopsida; Malvales; Malvaceae. The record is from RefSeq and is a predicted model, not a curated record.